Molecule: messenger RNA, 3653 nt
Organism: Macadamia integrifolia
Lineage: Eukaryota; Viridiplantae; Streptophyta; Magnoliopsida; Proteales; Proteaceae
Product: protein transport protein Sec24-like At3g07100
Exons: 15
Coding region: 280-3288 (1002 amino acids)
Biological process (GO): intracellular protein transport; COPII-coated vesicle cargo loading; endoplasmic reticulum to Golgi vesicle-mediated transport
Cellular component (GO): COPII vesicle coat; endoplasmic reticulum exit site
Molecular function (GO): SNARE binding; zinc ion binding
Source: RefSeq, a predicted model, not a curated record
UUUAAGUAAUUAAAGAAAUAGAAACUGCCCUUUCUCGUCCAAAGAGUUAAAUCUCGCGAGUCGAAGAACUCAAAAUAGCAGAUUCAGCAGAGCUUGUUGGAUCGACGAUCACUCGAUUUCAUUCCAGCUCCUUUGCUUCCUAUCGAUCUCCCUGAAGUUUAAAGUUUCUCUUUUGUUUCUACUGAAUCUGCCACUGCUCAUUCUGAGACCUCUUUGAUUUACGUUUGGCAUAUGGAACUGUAGCUCAUUAUAGCAGAUCAAGUGAGUAAAAUUCAACCGAUGGCAAAUGAAAAGACUGGAACUCCAAAUUUCCCAGGAAGACCUGCUGCCUCUCCCUUUGCUGCUGCUGCUCCUCCUCUGACAACAAUGCCCUUUUUAUCCUCUGGGCCAGUGGUUGGAUCUGAGGCUUCUGGUAAUAGAGCUUCACCACCGGCUAGGUUUAAUGGUCCAUCUAUGUCUUCUCCACCAUCUUCUUAUGUCCCACAGGAUGCUGGUUCUUAUCAGCGUUUUUCAACACCACGUUUUCCUCCUCCAGCUCAAUCAAUGCCUCCCUCAUAUGGUCCACCUGCUGGGCAGCCAGGAUUAUCCCCAUCGAUUCCUCCUCCUGCAGGUCAACAAAUUUUACCUCCACCUCCACCUGUUUCUUUCCGUCCACAACCCCAGGUUCCUUUAGUGCCUAUGGGACCUCCUCCUCAAAAUGUACCUCUCACACCACCAAUAGGGAAUGUGCCUCACUCUUCAUUAGCGUCCUCGUUUCCUCCUUCCAGAUCAACUCUGCAGCCAUCUCUGCCUGGAUAUCCUAAUGUGCAACCUUAUCCAGCUUCACAAGUUCCAUCUCCUCCAUCUCCAUUUUUCGCUCAACAAGGAGGUUAUGUACCACCGCCACCUGUAGCAGCUUCAAUGGGUCUUAAUUCAAGGGAACAAAUGCAAUACCCCAAUACAAUACCUCCUGUGGGUCCUGUUCAAGGAUUGGUUGAGGAGUUCCAGUCACUUUCUGUUGGAUCUGUUCCGGGAGCCAUGGAACCGGGACUCGAUUCUAAAGCAUUGCCGAGGCCUUUGGAUGGUGAUGUAGAGCCAAAGUCCUUUGUUGAGAUGUACCCAUUGAAUUGCCAUCCAAGAUAUUUAAGGCUUACAACCAGUGGAAUACCAAACUCCCAAUCAUUGUUUUCUAGGUGGCACUUGCCGGUAGGAGCAGUGGUUCAUCCGCUUGCUGAAGCUUCUGAUGGGGAGGAAGUGCCUACAGUUAAUUUUGGACCAAUGGGAAUAAUUCGAUGUAGAAGAUGUCGCACAUAUGUCAAUCCCUAUGUUACAUUUUCUGAUGGGGGUAGAAAGUGGCGCUGCAACAUCUGUGCUUUGCUCAAUGAUGUUCCUGGUGAAUAUUUUGCACAUUUGGAUGCAAAUGGUCGAAGAAUUGAUUUGGAUCAACGACCUGAACUCUCAGGGGGUAGUGUAGAAUUUGUGGCUCCAACUGAAUAUAUGGUGCGGCCUCCAAUGCCACCGCUAUAUUUUUUUCUCAUUGAUGUAUCAGUGUCUGCCGGCAGAAGUGGUAUGCUUGAGGUUGUAGCAAAGACCAUUAAAUCUUGCUUGGAUGAGUUGCCUGGCUUCCCCAGAACACAGAUUGGGUUUUUAACUUUUGACAGUACGAUACAUUUUUACAAUAUGAAGUCAUCUUUGAUGCAGCCUCAAAUGAUGGUGGUGUCAGAUUUGGAGGACAUAUUUGUACCAUUGCCAGAUGAUCUGCUUGUUAACUUGUCUGAAUCAAGAAAUGUGGUGGACGCGUUUCUAGAUAGCUUGCCAUCCAUGUUCCAGGACAAUGUAAAUGUGGAAUCUGCUUUUGGUCCAGCUCUUAAGGCAGCAUUCAUGGUUAUGAACCAACUUGGGGGUAAAUUGUUGAUCUUCCAGAAUACACUACCAUCACUUGGCGUUGGCCGCUUAAGGUUACGAGGAGAUGAUCAUCGUGUUUAUGGAACAGAUAAAGAAAAUGUGCUGAGAAUACCCGAGGAUCCUUUCUACAAGCAAAUGGCUGCUGAUCUUACCAAGUAUCAGAUAGGGGUGAACGUAUAUGCUUUCAGUGACAAGUACACUGAUCUAGCAUCCCUAGGAACUCUGGCAAAAUAUACUGGUGGACAAGUAUAUUACUAUCCAGGUUUCCAUUCGACUAUCCAUGGUGAGAGGCUGAGAUAUGAGCUUGCGAGGGACCUUACAAGGGAAACUGCUUGGGAAGCUGUGAUGCGUAUAAGAUGUGGCAAAGGGGUCCGGUUUACAAAUUAUCAUGGACACUUUAUGUUAAGAUCUACAGAUUUAUUGGCACUUCCAGCUGUUGACUGUGAUAAAGCCUUCGCAGCACAGUUGUCUCUGGAAGAAACAUUAUUGACUACUCAGACUGUAUAUUUCCAAGUUGCUUUGCUAUACACAUCAUCUUCAGGUGAAAGGCGUAUUAGAGUCCAUACAGCAGCAGCACCUGUGGUAUCGGAUCUUGGAGAAAUGUACCGCCGGGCUGAUACUGGUGCCAUAGUUUCUUUGCUUACUAGGCUUGCGAUUGAGAAAACCCUGACUCAUAAGCUGGAAGAUGCACGGCACUCUAUGCAGUUGAGGAUUUUGAAAGCUCUUAGGGAAUAUCGAAAUCUCCAUGCUGUGCAGCAUCGCUUGGGGGGCAGGAUGAUAUAUCCAGAAUCACUGAAAUUCUUGCCUUUGUAUGGAUUAGCACUUUGGAAAUCCACACCUCUCCGUGGGGGAUAUGCUGAUGCUCAACUUGAUGAACGUUGUGCAGCUGGUUUCACUAUGAUGACUUUGCCUGUUAGAAGGUUACUGAAGCUUCUCUAUCCAAGCUUGAUUCGGAUUGAUGAGUAUCUUGAAAAGGGAUCCACUAAGGCUGAUGAUUUUAAGAAUUUCUCAAAAAAUUUACCUUUAUCCACAGAGAGUUUGGAUCAAAGAGGUCUCUAUAUUUAUGAUGAUGGUUUUCGCUUCAUUAUUUGGUUUGGCAGAAUGCUUUCAUCUGCUAUAUCUUUCAAUUUACUUGGAGUCGACGUGUCUGGUUUUCCUGAUCUCUCUAAGGUUAUCCUUUGUGAGAGAGACAAUGAUAUGUCAAGAAAGCUGAUGGGGUUACUAAAGAGAUUUAGGGAAAGUGACCCUUCCUAUUACCAGUUACCCCAACUUGUAAGACAAGCUGAACAACCAAGAGAGAGUAUGUUGCUGCUUGCAAACCUUGUGGAGGAUCAAAAUGGUGGAACUAGUGGCUAUGUUGACUAUAUAAUGCUAAUACACCGGCAGGCCCAGCAAAGUGCUUAAUAUGCAGGUUGUGUUUCAUUGGCUUCCUAUAAUUUGGGGCCUGCAUCCUAUUAUAUGGCCUCCGAUGAUUCUGACAUCCAGCUGAAGUUGAAGGCGAUCUUUCAGUGGCAUCAGAAUAGACUAAUCUAAGCUUAUGGUUCCACCGCCGAGUUUUGAGGGAUGGAUGAUUGGAUGAAGAGAGCAUUCACAUUCAGUGUGCAGAAAAUCAAACUAUUUUGUUGGUGCUGUCAUUAAAAAAAACAGAUUUGUUGGUGUUAUUUGUGGAAGUAAUAAUUAUUAGAAGUACAGUUUAUUACAUCAUCGUAUUGUGCCAGUAUCUAGAGAAGGGGGGAAAGAAAAAUAAUAAGAAUGGUCGUUGUCUUGCA